AUGGAGGCGCUCAAGGCCCACAUUGUUGCGCAAAAGCGCAAGGUAGCCUCCGAGACGGGAUCUACGUCCAAGUACAUGCGCCGUGGAAGCAUUGAGCAAAUGCAGCGUGCAGCCAGUGCCGAAGAAGAGCAUGACUUGCCCAGUCCACCGGCACGUGCACUGACCAACCCCACAUCACCGCCUCAGCCCACACAGCAGCCGGAACCCGCGGACGAAAGCAAUGAGCGCUUCACUAUUUCCAAUGAAGAAGCUGUGAAGAGACUUCGACAAAAGGGCGAACCCAUCCGCCUAUUUGGUGAAACCGACCGCGAUCGCCGACUCCGACUCCGUGCGCUGGAACUGCUUGAGGAACAUGAUGUUCACGCGCAGCAAGGGCACGAUGAUAGUAAGCGAUUCAUGCGCACGUCAGAGAGCCAGGUCAUCAUGGACCGCAUUGAAAAGCACCCGUCAUCUCAAAUCCCAUCAGAAUCCACAGAGUCUCGCGAAGCGACAGCGUCGUUGCCGUCCCAAGCAAGAGUGCCUGCGCGAAUGCGCGAAGGCAUCGGCAUGCACACGGUGAUGGACCUCAAACUGAUGUGGUCGGAUCCGGCACGUGUGUAUCCGAUCUUAUACUAUACACUGAAAGGCCUGCUUGAAGAUUGGGGAGAGGCUCUGGCUCAGCGUCCGGAGGAUGUACGUCUGAGUGCACAAGGACGCCAUGUAGCUUCACUACAUGCACAAACGUCCGAAUAUAUCAAACCUCUUCUCAAAGCGCUGCGACGGCGCUCGCUCGAGCCAGAUGUCCUUUUGCGAAUUGCUGAGAUCGUACAUUACAUGCAGCUGCGCGAAUACCGUAAAGCGAACGACUCAUACCUACAAUUGUCUAUCGGGAAUGCGCCUUGGCCCAUUGGCAUAACGAUGGCGGGCAUCCAUGAACGGUCCGCCGACGAAAAAUUGGCAACGUCUCGCGUAGCACACGUGCUGAACGACGAAGUCAGUCGGAAGUAUAUUCAGAGCGUCAAGCGACUUAUUACGUUCGCACAGUCACAUUACCCGCCUGACGAUCUGAGUAAGCUCAUGGGCUAG
Messenger RNA from Malassezia restricta, 1065 nucleotides. RefSeq names its product pre-mRNA-splicing factor 18. Gene Ontology annotation, biological process: RNA splicing; generation of catalytic spliceosome for second transesterification step. Lineage: Eukaryota; Fungi; Basidiomycota; Malasseziomycetes; Malasseziales; Malasseziaceae. The coding region runs from base 1 to 1065 and encodes 354 amino acids. The transcript is spliced from 4 exons. Gene Ontology annotation, cellular component: U2-type post-spliceosomal complex; U4/U6 x U5 tri-snRNP complex; U5 snRNP. The record is from RefSeq and is a predicted model, not a curated record.